Messenger RNA from Armigeres subalbatus, 6411 nucleotides. Its product is annotated as protein son of sevenless-like. The record is from RefSeq and is a predicted model, not a curated record. Gene Ontology annotation, biological process: Ras protein signal transduction; positive regulation of GTPase activity. Gene Ontology annotation, molecular function: guanyl-nucleotide exchange factor activity; protein heterodimerization activity. Gene Ontology annotation, cellular component: plasma membrane. NCBI's taxonomy places the organism in Eukaryota, Metazoa, Arthropoda, Insecta, Diptera, Culicidae.
UGAUAGUCGUAGUAGUGAAGAUUGUGGACACCAAAAAGCAACCAUCAGAGCAGCAGCAAUCAGACGGGAAAAAAUUAAAAGAUGGAAGAAAAGUUUGUUCGGUUCAGAAGAAGUAGAAUGUUUGUGUAAUUUUCGCGAAUAAAGCUGCAUUUCUACACCAGAUUGUGCAAGUGCGUUACGGUAAGGCCAUUUCGUGGCCGAAAAUAGUGAAAAAGAUCCGAUCUGUAGGAUCUUUCGGUGCGUUGAAAAUUCGUCAGAAAGUUUUUCGAAUCAGCAGCAGCAGAAAGAAGCAGAACCAGAGUGCGCAGAAGAAGAAGGCGAAAAAUUGGUGUUUUCUGAGGAGGAAAUAGGAAAAGGCAUCCAUUGCCUGUUAAAAUCAUUAUUGUGGCUCUAGUUCCUGGUGUUUUGAUUCAGUGGAACUCUGGUGGGUAAAAUAUGCGUGACCUAGGCAUUACGGUAUGCCCUAGAAGCUAGGACAAGAAGAGCCCACCCAUUUACAAGUGUAAAGUGAUGGAAAAUUGGAGGAAUCCUCCAUUGUCCCUUUCUUCUACUGGCAGUGCAAGUCGUCGUCGUCCGAUGUGUUUGUGUUCUUUGCUUACUUUCACUGCAGCUACUUUUCAUCAUUAGCGCCCUGCAAUCAAGCAAAAGGCGGAGGACGACGACUGUUUUGUUUGAGACGAGCAACUCCUCAUCAACGGAAUUGGAAGAAAAAGCUGCUGCAAACAGAAUUAUUAGGGAGCUGCCAGGAUAUCUGUAAUAUGUUCGCUGGCAGCCAGCAUGUAUCGAUCACGGAUGCGACAGAUUACGACUUUGAAAAAGCGGAGAAUGCAGCCAAAUGGAAAGGUGUUUUCAUAACAUCACUUAGAAAGGUUCUAGAGCAAGUGCAUCCAACGUUACAAGCCCGCGAGGAUGCUCUACUCUACAUGGAAACCUUAUGUUUGCGUAUGUUAGCAAUGCUGUGUGCCCAACCAUCUCCGCAUACAGUAGCGGAUGUUGAACAAAGAAUUUGGCGUACUUUUCCUAAGCCCCUCGACGAUUGGGCCCUGACAGAUGCUCGUGUGGCAAUAGACAAAUCCAAAAAAUUGAAACCGGUGCUUCCGGUUGACCGUGUCCAUACCCUAUUGCAAAAGGAGGUCCUGCAGUACAAAAUCGAUAGUUCGGUUUCAUUGUUCCUGGUUGGGGUGUUGAGCAUUUCGGCUGACAUUCUGAAGCUAGUCGGCUACUAUGAAAAUAUGUAUCACAUCGAGAUAUCCCAGGAGGAUAUCGAGGUCGCCAUGUGCGCUGAUAAGGCGCUCAUGGACAUGUUCUACCAGGGGGACAAUUCGAGCUCGAGGGCGCCUAGUCCAUUGCCGCCGACGCCUCCAUACAGCCUCAGCUACGAGGAGGUCGCGAAAGAACUCAUCCACGACGAGAAGCAGUACCAACGGGACCUGCACAUGAUCAUAAGGGUGUUUCGCGAAGAACUGGUGAAAAUAGUCGACGAUCCAAAGGAACUUGAUGCAAUUUUCUCCAAUAUUAUGGACAUUUAUGAGGUGUCCGUAACGUUACUGGGUUCGCUCGAAGAUGUGAUCGAAAUGUCGCAAGAACAAAUCCCGCCAUGCAUCGGAAGUUGCUUCGAAGAAUUAGCAGAAGCGGCAGAGUUUGAUGUAUACGAAAAGUUUGCAAAAGAUAUCACGUCGGUUGAGGCAAAGGAAGCCUUAGCAAAUUUAAUGUCUAGGCCAGAGGCGAAUUCGCUGAAGUCGGCCGGUCACGGUUUCAGGGAAGCGGUUAAAUUCUAUUUACCAAAACUACUUUUAGGGCCUAUCGGGCAUGCACAGUUGUAUUUAGAUUAUAUUAAAAUUUUACUACAGCUUAGUCCAUCGCAGGAGGAUAAAGAAAGCUUUGUACAGGUUCAGGGGUUGCUUAAACCCUUGCAGCUCGGAUUGCAGAGUAUAUCUUCACUGCUGCCUAAGGAAUAUUUCGCUAGGGUAAACAGCCGGGCAAGGCGUCAGUCGGCAAUCGAAAAAACACGUGAAUUACAAAACAGUGUAGAACAUUGGAACAAAGACGUUGGUCAAUGUUGCAACGAGUUCAUCCGGGAGGACACACUUGCCAAGCUUAGCUCCGGCAAGCGACAAACCGAACGAAAGGUGUUCCUAUUCGAUGGGUUGUUGGUGUUGUGUAAAGCCCGACGGCAGAUUGUUCCCGGCAACAAUUACGACUUUCGGUUAAAGGAACUUUUCAUGCGUAAGGUGGAAAUCAUCGAUCGACCGGACACGGAGGAGCUGAAGUAUAUGUUUGAAAUUUCUUCCGGGAACCGAGUAACGUUAUACUUAUUGCAAAAAUGCACAACACAAAACGAUUGGAUGGCGGAUUUGGUUAUGCUGAACACAAAAUCCAUGUUGGAACGCAUUCUAGACAGUAUUUUACUAGAUAUCGAAAAGAAACAUCCACUUAAACUACCUAGUCCGGAAAUAUAUGCAUUUGCCGUUCCUGAUUCCCCUUCGAAUAUAGUGCUGGAGGAGCGGGAAGGAACGGGAGUGCCCCUAAUCAAAGGCGCCACGCUAACGAAACUGAUCGAACGGCUCACCUACCACAUAUACGCUGAUCCUAUGUUCGUGCGUACCUUCCUAACAACGUAUCGAUCGUUUUGUUCGCCCAAAGAGCUUCUUAGGUUAUUGGUUGAACGGUUCGACAUACCCCACCCGGCACUGGUGUACGACUGUGCCUGUGAUAAGGAACUUGGAUCAGAUAUGGACAAGUUUCAUAAGAAUUCUCAACGAGAAGACUGGAAACGCUACAAGAAGGAGUAUGUGCAACCGGUUCAAUUUCGUGUGCUGAAUGUUCUUCGGCACUGGGUAGAUCAUCAUUUUUAUGACUUUGAGCGGGAUCCCAAGCUGCUGGAUUCAUUGUUAUACUUCCUGGCAACGGUACGGGGUAAAUCUAUGCGUAAGUGGGUUGACUCGGUGUUGAAGAUAGUGCAGCGGAAGAAUGAAAGCGAUGACAGUCAUCGGCAGAUAUCGUUUGCUUUCUUAGAUAGUCCACCGCCGAUUGAGAAGCAUUUGUCGCUGAGUUCGGAUGAGAACGAAUACAAUCUGCUAAUGUUGCAUCCCUUAGAACUUGCCCGUCAACUGACGUUGGUAGAGUUUGAAAUGUAUAAAAACGUAAAACCAUCGGAGCUGGUCGGUUCAGUGUGGACCGGAAAAGAUAAAGAAACUACUAGUCCUAAUUUAUUAAGAAUAAUGCAUCACACUACGAAUUUCACUCGCUGGAUCGAGAAAUCGAUUAUCGAGGCGGAGAACUUCGAGGAACGUGUGGCAAUGGCAUCGCGUGCAAUAGAGGUGAUGAUGGUUCUGCAGGAUCUCAACAACUUCAACGGUGUGCUUUCGAUCGUGUCCGCCUUCCAGGGCGCGGCAGUCCACAGGCUCAAGCUGACGCUUGAAGAGAUCCCCAAAAGCUACCAGCGUGUGCUGGCCGAGUGUCGGGAGCUGAACAAUUCGCACUUCAAAAAGUAUCAGGAAAAGCUGCGUUCAAUAAAUCCACCUUGUGUGCCAUUUUUUGGAAUGUAUUUAACCAAUAUUUUACAUAUAGAGGAAGGGAAUCCAGAUUUUUUACCAAAUACGGAACUAAUAAACUUCUCUAAGAGAAGACGUGUAGCUGAAAUUACUGGUGAAAUACAGCAAUAUCAAAAUCAACCAUACUGCUUGAAAGUUGACGAUAACAUUAAGCAUUUUCUAAAAAAAUUAGAUCCUUUUAAAGGCAUGAGUGUAACUGAAAUUCAAAACUAUCUGUACGAGGAAAGCAAACGGAUUGAACCGAAGAAUUGCCGCCAACCAUUAAAAUUCGCGCGCAAGUGGCCAGACAUUUCUCUAAAGUCUCCCGGCAUCAAGCCCAUGCGACGUCCAAACAAUUCGGCCAAUUCGUCAUUGAAUCUGGCUGGUACGUUGACAUCCAGCAACAAAGCUCCGUUUGUGAACAAAAACGAUACCGGUACGGAGCAGCAGUCACCUCCAGCCAGUUCAUCGUCGGCUUCCGUGGCCGACCAAGCAGUAUUUGCUAACGUGAACAUCAACUCGUCGUCGUCAUCAUCACAGAAUCAUCAUCACCAUCAGCAACAGUCGUACCAAUAUCAGCAUCAUUCGCAGGGAUCGAUGCAAUAUUAUCCAGGCCAGCAUCAGUCAGUUGGAGGCCAACAGCAAAACCAUCACUAUUAUCAUCACGGGCAGCAGCAUAGCUUAUCCCAGUCAGUGGUAAAUCUCACAUCAACGGCAGAUCAUCAAAUGGCGCCAGAGAUUCCACGACGCUCCGAUAGUAUUAUUCUAACCUCUUCACUAUCGUCCCAAAUACAAUACAACCUAAACAAUAGUAGCUAUUCCGAAUCCAGUAGCAAUCACAGUGGAGGAAGUAAGCUAGUUCCAAGCCCCCGCUAUCCAUCUUCCUCAAUGAGUGCGCUGUCGUCAUCAUCAUCUGGCAUGAGUGUUUCUUCGUUCUUUGGCAUUAUGAGCGCAUCGAACAGUGAUGCGUCUGGUCUUGGGGGAAGCCUAAGUAGCUCAGCUGCUACAAACGCCGCUAGUAUUGUUUCGCUCAGCGAAGGGCCAACUGGCCCUCCUCCACCACCACCACCCCAAGCGAAUGCCGCCACAGCCAUCUCACCAGGUGGGGGGUCGAUGUCUUCGCCAUCUGCCAGCACAUCUUCGGCGGUAACUGCCGUAGGGCCGCUACCCUACUGCGUUGGAUCAACGGUUUCUGCACCACCAGCACCAGUACCCGCUACGGGUGCUGACAUUCCGCCUGCGAUUAGUCCCCGGACGGAUAAGCCAGCGGUACCGCCGGCACCGCCACCAUUACGGAAUCAUGGUGGCGGGGGAACCGAGUUUUGUUACAACACUUCCGGGCUCCCGACAUCACCGCUUGCAACUAGCAGUAGUACUAGCUUUAGGAUUAGUUCAUCCAAUACUUUAAAGAAUCAAAACUGUGAUUUUACUACCGCAAACAGCGCUGUCAAUCGUUCGUCAUGUGAAAAUUCGCCGAUCUAUCCGUCGAGUCCGCAGAUGCAUCCAACGGGUGCAGCGUCAGCGAUGGAUUUCAACAGCAGUGCCAUCUCGCCGUCGCUGUCCACCUCUUUCUCGUCAACAUCGUCGACCUACCAGACGGCGUACAACAACUCGUCGACAACGGCCGACUCGAUGAUCCUCAGCACGACGACGGCCAGUAACGACUUGGGUCCGCCGCACUCACCACACGUGAACGUACCAAAUACACACAAUAUUCCUCCUCCUAUGCCACCUCCUCUACCUCCUAGAGUUAAACGAAAAGAGUCCUCCGGGGAAUCGUUACAGUCUUCUCAGGUGCGACAAGCACCGGAUGCACCUAAGCUUCCACCGAGAGAUAUUAGUCCACCUCCGUUGCCGCCACGUACUCACAUUCAGUCGCACUACUUAUUUGGAAAUGUGCAACAACAGCACCAGCUGUUACACAGCUCAGGAGCCUGUGACAGCUGGAAUCAUAUAAACGUAUUCUCGAAGGAUGAAUCGCCAUCUUCAUCUUCCUCGUCGUCGACGCUAACACGCGACAACUUGAACCAGCACAACAUCAGUGAACAGCGACUACUCAUGUUACCGCAUACUAGCACCAUCAUGAUGCGCCGAAAUUCCGCCAUGGAUCGGGCCUCUAAAGAAAACCUACCGAACAUCACGGCUUCGCCUUCGCUAUCCAGGCUUUCCAGCACAGCCACAGCGGGUGGGGUCCCUGGUGGACUAGCAACCGCUAGUGGACCUGUCAGUUUGCCAUCUUGUAGCGCACCACCGCCGCCAUGUGCGGCGAAGAAUAAAUCAGUUCAAAAUUCACCCGUCUCGCAGCAACAACAAGCGGUAGUUUGCGGACGACGGCCUAGCACAAAUAUAUCGCCCAGAUUUUCGCCCGGAGAAACUACACCUAAAUUACCUCCGAAGCCAAAGCAAACAAAUCUAUCAUCACAUUCGGAUCGAACAAUGUUCCCCUAUCCGAGCACAAACUGACCAAACGGGAAAGGUUGCGGGCGGCAUUUCUUACGGUAAAUUGGUACGGUAGGGUGACCAUAUUAGGGAACGAGUCAGAUUGAUGGAGUAUAUCCUGAUCCCGAACAGAGUGAACAUUUUGCCUGUUGCUGAGAGCAAGGCAUUCAAUCGUUGAGCGUUUGCGUUUUCAUUUCGUUGUUAAAUGCUUGAUUUUAAGUACAUAACGCAAGCAAACAUAAAAAUUAUACGGUGCGGAAAACAAGCAUCUAUAGAUAUGUUAUCAUUGAAAGGUUAUAUUUUACAAGUUUUACAAAUUUUAUAUUUUUUAAAUUUCCAACAGUGCACAUAAAGCAUGUUAUGCUUUACGCUAGAGCAGAGCAUAUGUCGAGGAGGAAAGUAUACAAAACAAAUAAAAAAGUGCCAUAGUUAGAAAAUA